Messenger RNA from Cladophialophora immunda, 372 nucleotides. RefSeq lists its product as uncharacterized. The transcript has a single exon. The record is from RefSeq and is a predicted model, not a curated record. The coding region runs from base 1 to 372 and encodes 123 amino acids. Lineage: Eukaryota; Fungi; Ascomycota; Eurotiomycetes; Chaetothyriales; Herpotrichiellaceae.
AUGCCUAACGUAUCCUUUGAUAUCUUCUUUGACAAGGACUUUAUCAACAUCACAGCCACCCGAGGACAGACUGCCCCCAAGGCCAAACCCGAGUGGAAGGUCCGCACCGCUCCCAAACUACCACCGAAGCCUGUGGUCGAGGAUCCUACCGGGACUCCCAGACCGCCACCGAGACAGAAGUUGACCACCCUUCGUCAGCCGGUGCAUCACCACAAGCAAGAAGCACCUCCCAGCGCCCAGAAGCCUGAGCCCGCCGAAAGCGUGAACGGUGCCAGUUCUGCCGGCGAAGAGAAACCCAAGCGAAAGCCUCCGAAGCUCGGUCCCAGAAAGUCGGCCACUGCUGCAACCCCUUCAGCCACCCCGGCGGCGUAA